This is a messenger RNA of Phytophthora sojae, 618 nucleotides long. RefSeq lists its product as hypothetical. Gene Ontology annotation, molecular function: magnesium ion binding; holo-[acyl-carrier-protein] synthase activity. The transcript is spliced from 3 exons. Lineage: Eukaryota; Oomycota; Peronosporomycetes; Peronosporales; Peronosporaceae. Gene Ontology annotation, cellular component: cytosol. The record is from RefSeq and is a predicted model, not a curated record. Bases 1 to 618 code for a protein of 205 amino acids.
AUGGCAACACCUCCGCGCAGUCUCCGCUUCGUCGACGUGGUUGCUUGGGACCCGUCCUCCCCGGAAUGGCAUCGACUGCUGCGCCAGCUCCCAGCGCACGAGCAGCAGCAGGUGACACGCUUCAUGUUCGCUAAGGACCAGAAGCUGGCGCUGGCCAGUCGUUUGAUGCAGCGGCAGCUCAUUCACGAGCUCUUCGGCGUCGACUACAAGGGCAUCGACAUUGCGCGCACGCCCGAGAAUAAGCCGUAUUGGAAGCGACCGGCGGAGGGGGCUGCCCCUCCAUCAUGGAACUACAACGUCUCGCACCAUGGCACUAUUGUGGCAAUUGCCAGUGAUUCCCGCGCUCUAGUGGGCGUGGACGUCGUGCGGCUUACAGAUCGUCCGAAGAGAAAGAUGUCGGUGGAGGAGUUCUUCCGAGCUUUUGCAGACUACUUUAACCCUAGAGAAUGGGGAUACAUCCAACAGACCGACGACGAAGAUGACCAAUACACUCGAUUCUAUCGACUUUGGUCGCUGAAGGAGGCGUACAUCAAGGCGGUGGGCAUCGGUCUGGGCUUUUCGCUGCUGCGAGCUGAGUUUCGUUGCGUACGGGCCGUUCUCGGCAGUGUGGAAGCCUGA